This is a messenger RNA of Salvia miltiorrhiza (redroot sage), 3015 nucleotides long. RefSeq names its product pentatricopeptide repeat-containing protein At1g62914, mitochondrial-like. Lineage: Eukaryota; Viridiplantae; Streptophyta; Magnoliopsida; Lamiales; Lamiaceae. The record is from RefSeq and is a predicted model, not a curated record. The transcript is spliced from 2 exons. Gene Ontology annotation, molecular function: protein binding. The coding region runs from base 57 to 2054 and encodes 665 amino acids.
CCUUACUUCAGAUCUAAUCUCCCUUUCUUCACAUUAAAUCUGACCGCCGAUUAAGGAUGAUGGCCAGAAGAGCUGUUGUUUCUGCAAUUGAUCUCAUUCAUCGAAGAGGAUUUCUCAAUCGAUGGUCGCAGAAAUCGGGUAUUCUCUCUCCUCUGUUCUCUCUCUUCUCUUCCGAGGCUUUUCAACCUAAGCGGUCUAGAAUCGAUUUCAGUUGUGUUAAAGAAGUAGACGAUGUUAUUCAAUUGUUUCAAAAAAUAAAGAGUAUGCGGCAAGAGCCUUCUGUUCGCAUGUAUAACAAUCUUUUGAGUGUUACUGCAAAGAUUGAGCAGUAUGGUUUUGCCCUUUAUGUGUUCGAUGAAAUGCUUAGGAUGGGUGUCCCAGUUAAUAAUUACACAAGGAAUAUUGCUGUCAACUGUUGUUGUCUCUUGAAAGAUAUAUACUCAGCUUUUUCUAUAAUGGGAUUCUUUCUCAAGAGAGGUUACGAACCAAAUGUAGUGACUCUCAGCACUCUCAUAAAAGGGUUAUUCUUAGUUAAUAAGGAGGUUGAAGCCGUGAGACUGUUUGAAAAGAUUUUGGAUUUAAAACUUUGCGAGCCAGAUGGUAUUAUGAUUCUGCAUGUGACUGAUGGGCUAUGCAAAGCUGGACAGGUCGUUGAAGCCCAUGAUUGGCUUCAUAGAUUAGAAAGUAGUGGAUGGAGUCCCGAUGUAUACGCUUACAAUGCACUAAUUGAUGGAUUUUGCAAGAGUGGAAUGGUGGACAAUGCCUUCAAGGUUCUAUCCAAAAUGGUUGGGAAUGGUAUUUUACCUGACGUUGUCACUUAUAGUUCCAUUAUUAAUGCAUACUGUAAGGAAGAAAAGAUGGAAGAGGCUGAGAAUAUGUUGGAAAUUAUGAUGCAACAACAUAUUUGUCCUAAUGUCUUCACUUAUUCUUCGCUUAUUGAAGGGCUGUGCCUGAAGGGUGAAAUCGAAAGAGCGAAACAGUUACUUGAUUCCAUGGUAGAGAGAGGCCUUAAACCCAAUAUUAUUAACUAUAGCACCUUGCUAAAUGGAUAUUCCAAGAAAGGAAGCUUGGUUGAAGCAUGGCUUAUUUUUCUUGAAAUUCGCGAUAAAGGUCUCAAGCAUAAUGUGCAAACUUAUAGUACAUUAUUGGAUGGGUUGUUGAAGCGUGGGAUGGUUGAUGAAGCUCUGCUUCUGCUGUCCGAGAUGGUGGAGAAGGGUAUCUCGCCUAAUGUUGUCACAUGCAGCAUAUUGAUAGAUGGAUAUUGCUCGCUUGGCGAGAUGGUUAGAGCUAGACAGCUCUUCGAUUCAAUGCCAAAGAGGGGAAUCAAGCACAAUAUAUUCACCUAUUGUAUCUUGAUUAAGGGAUACUGCAAGGCGGGAAACCUUGAUGAAGGGUGGCGUUUCUUCGAUGAAAUCUCGCGUGUAGGUCUCAAACACUCGACCGUGUCAUACACCACGAUGAUGCAUGGGCUAAUAUGCCUAAGUAGUUUUUCAGAUGGGUGGAAGCUUUUCCAAGAUAUGGAAGCUCAGAAUCUACAUCCGAAUCUCUACACCUACACCAUCUUAUUGGACGGCUUGUGUAGGAUCCGUCGGAUUAAUGAGGCGUUGACAUUUUUUAGGUUGAUGGAGGCGAAAGGCAUGAAUCCUGAUAUCGUAACGUACGGUGCUCUGAUCAACGGCUUGUGCAAAGGCCGAAGACUUGAUGAAGCUAUAAGGCUCUUCAACCAUCUCCCUUCCAAGGGUUUAAAUCCGAACGUACAAAUCUACAACAUGAUGCUCGACUCCCUCUACCAUGAAGGGGAGGCUAGGAGGUUGAUGGAGGAGAUGGACAGGAGCGGCUGCGCGCCUGAUGGCGUGACGUUCAACAUUAUUGUGUGGAAUCUGGUGAAGAGCAAAAGGGUGCAUGAGGCGAUUCCUUUCUUAGAGGAGAUGUGCAGGAGAGGAUUCGUGGUUAAUUCCGAGAUCAUUUAUGCUUUGCGUGAUGAACUAAGAAUUAGAGAAGGUAAAGAUGAGAAAUUGCAAGAGAUUGUUAAGAAAGUUUGUGCUCAAAAUUGAGAGAGGUCUGCAAUCUACUCUCAGCUUUUCUCUUGUCUCUAACGCUUGGAUUAUUCAAGGGUUGUGUACGUUUACAAGGGAAUCUGAGACUGCGAAGAAGCCUUUGUGUAAGGGCUACAUUGGUGUCCCACGGAAACUCAGCCGGGAGCACAGGGACGUCAAGCUGGCUCAGAUAUGCGGCACCAUCGCCUCAGGCUCAGAUGAGAAGCGCCACGAAACUUCUCGGUAAGGAAAGCGAUGCUGCUCUUGCAGUUCGUCUCCGUGGUUUUCAUAUUGUAGGGAGAAUUGUGUUAUUGCAGCACUCAGGACGAUGUCUCAUUUAAAUCUUUUAUUUUUUUCAUUUCUUAUUUAAUUUGAUAUAUAAUAUGUAAACAAUAGAUUUUAAAAUAAGCAAGUUAUAUUAAUUUAAAGUUAUAAUACAUAAAAUAUUUUAUUAUUAUUAUUUUCCUUGAAAAUGUAAUGCUAUUUUACUUGAAAUUUGAACCGUAUUUCAGUUUUUUAAAAUUAUCAAAUUAUGUAUUUUAUUUACUUUAACGAACAUUAAUUCAAUAAUUUCAUUUAAUUAAUUGAAUAUUAAUUGGUUUUAAAUUAUAAAUUACAAUAAUAUGUACGCAAGCUUUCUCAAAUUCUCAUGCAAUCAAUUGAUUAUUAAUUAAUUCUUCAAAUUGUAUAUUAAAAAAUGUAUGUACUUUCUCGGUUUUGGGGCUCUGAUGAGAAAUGAAAAUAUGGUGUGAAGUCCGGUUAUGUCUGUGUGCUAUUAAUUACUAGUUUCAAAAAAUAAAGAGUAUGCGGCCAGAGCCUUAUGUUCGCCUCUACAGCAAACUCAUGUGUGUUAGUGUAAAGAUUGAGCAGUAUUAUUUUGCCCUUUAUGUGUUCGAUGAAAUGCUUAGUGUAGAGAAUAUUGUUGUCAACUGUUGUUGUCUCUUGAAAGAUAUAUACUCUGCUUUUGUUGUAAUGGGAU